Toxotes jaculatrix (banded archerfish) is the source of this 645-nucleotide messenger RNA. It is a transcript of the gene samd10b, whose product is annotated as sterile alpha motif domain containing 10b. The transcript is spliced from 5 exons. The coding region runs from base 105 to 635 and encodes 176 amino acids. Gene Ontology annotation, molecular function: protein binding. The record is from RefSeq and is a predicted model, not a curated record. Gene Ontology annotation, biological process: cell surface receptor protein tyrosine kinase signaling pathway. Gene Ontology annotation, cellular component: cytoplasmic side of plasma membrane. Lineage: Eukaryota; Metazoa; Chordata; Actinopteri; Toxotidae.
AAGCGCUCUUUUAUCCUCACACGCUCACAGUAGAUUUUAUUCGUCUGGCAGAAAAAUGGGAGAAUCCUGUUGACACCACGGAGAGAUACACGCUGAGACCGACUAUGGCUGUGGACGCGGCGUCCAGCUUCAGUUUUUGCCGUGCCUCCCUGGAGCACACGGUGUCUGCUGAGGAGCUGAGCUACCAGCUGCCGCACCGCGCUGGAGGCAGCAACCUGACCUGGCACGACGGCCGCGGCCAGAAGACAGCACACACACGCACCGUCAAACUACUGCAGCAGCCCGGCACAGAGGGCAUCCAGUUGCGCCCGGGUGAAGCCUUCACUGUGUAUCACACCAGUCCUACGCUGUCCAGUCUGUCCAAACCUGUGGUGCUGUGGACUCAACAGGACGUCUGCAAGUGGCUUAAGAAACACUGUCCUCACAACUACCUAACCUAUGUAGAGGCCUUCUCUCAUCACGCCAUCACAGGACGGGCAUUGCUGCGUUUGAACGGGGAGAAGCUAGAGAGAAUGGGAAUCGUCCAGGAGACUCUGAGGCAGGAGGUCCUCCAACAAGUCCUCCAACUGCAGGUCAGAGAAGAGGUCCGCAACCUGCAGCUCCUUAGCAGAACCUCCUUUGGAAACUUCUCUUAGCUCAUCCCUG